Molecule: messenger RNA, 790 nt
Organism: Onychostoma macrolepis
Lineage: Eukaryota; Metazoa; Chordata; Actinopteri; Cypriniformes; Cyprinidae
Product: fucolectin-like
Exons: 5
Coding region: 131-637 (168 amino acids)
Source: RefSeq, a predicted model, not a curated record
GAAAAGUGUGACGAGAACUAGGAUCAUGUGACUCUGAUGUAAAGUUGAACUAAUUUGUUUCUCCCAGGAGCAACAUUCAUUCGAACCUCCUCAAACAAAAGCAGAAAGUCACGAAUCACCUGAAAUUAACAUGAAAGUUUUCUACAAGGGUCUGUUGUUUUUACUGGGGUUUUUCUCAGUUCAGACAAAGGCAGAAGGAGAAGUGAAUGUUGCAACAUGGGGAACAGCCAAUCAGUCGUCAUUAUAUUCUAACUGGUCUGCCCAAAAUGCUCUGGAUGGGUUGAACUCCACCUGCACUCAUACAGACACACAGAGUGACCCGUGGUGGACUCUGGACCUGAUGAAGAUGUACAGCGUGAACAGAGUGACCAUCACUAACAGACGCGACUGCUGUGACAGCAGGAUAGACGGGGCAGAGAUUCGGAUUGGAAACGAUUCUUCAGAUCUUCUCAGCAACCCAGUAUGUGCUGUAGUUUCUACUAUUCCAGCAGGAGCUACCUACAGCUACUCAUGUCGUGGGAUGGAGGGACGUUAUGUUAUUGUGAAUAUUCCUGGAACUUCAAACAUCCUUACUCUCUGUGAAGUGGGAGUCUAUGUGAUUCCAGAGAACCCUUGUGAAGAUGAAACUGAAGUCUAGUUCAAGUCUGUCUGAACCUGAAAUGUCCAUUUACUGUCACAGGUGAGAGAGGGAUACAUAGAUAAAUCUGAAAUCAAAUCACAUUGACAGCGAUUUUAAGUGAUCUGCUCAUUUCAGCUUUAAUCUGUUCUGGCGGAAUGAGGGAUUUCUGUC